This is a messenger RNA of Colletotrichum truncatum, 1128 nucleotides long. RefSeq lists its product as uncharacterized. The record is from RefSeq and is a predicted model, not a curated record. Lineage: Eukaryota; Fungi; Ascomycota; Sordariomycetes; Glomerellales; Glomerellaceae.
AUGCGAAGCCGCCUAAGCCUCCAUACUUGGGUUGAAUCCACGCCAACUGUAUUUGAACGCGGGCAAAAUGACCGGCGACAAAACCUCACGUGCAUGGCAAGUCUCCGUGUCCAAGACACGUUGUGUAGGAAUGGUUAUGAUGAAGAAAAGUGCCGCAACGUUCUUGUCAGAUAUUGUGCGCACAUUCCCCGCAACUAUCAAUAUUGUGACGGUGUCCAGCUAGUCUUCUUGAUUCUGCGUGAGCAUCUUGGAGACGAAAACCUAGAUCUUGCUGGUGGUGUGCUCUAUGAGUUAAUCGAAAUAGACUGUCACCAUUCAGAUGAUCCAGGUGCCGAGUUUCAACGAUGGAAACACGACCAUCUCAAUCGACAUUCCAAUUUCGAAUUACCUCAUAUACCUCACAUGUCUACAAUUACUACAUCAGUGCGACCGACACUCAGUCUCAUACAGUGGCGACAAAACCAUACAAACCGUUAUCCUACUAGAUUAUCGGAUCACCAUCUCACGCUUCGGACCAGCUCAAACGAACCAAGUUGUGUACGCAGUCGCAAAGCCUGGAUGAUCGAUCAUACUAUGUACGUUUCUACACGUGAGGGUGGUACAUGCGCUUUUCGCAGUCCAAACCCCAAAGAGAUGCAUGAAAUGCAAUGGGAUAUCGGAGUCGGCCAGGUAGGAAGAUUCCUCAAGGAGGAAGUCGUUCCGAUCGCAUCGUCAGCUCAGAGUGCGGGUCCAAGUACUCAUAACGACAUUGUGGACACCAACGUGAGCCAAUCCAGGGCUCUGAAGAUUGGAAAAUCAGGUGCUUUACGCAUUUUCAGAAGGCCUGUCGCUCUGAAGACGCCUAGUUUCGAAAGACGGUCGUCAGCUACCAGACAUUGUAGCUUAUUUGCUGACACACUGGAUCUCAACGCCAUCCUAUCAAGUCAGGACUCUGCCGAUCACGAGCCUGUUCCACUACCCAACGGCUGCAUAUCACCGCACGCCAUUUUUGCCAGGAAAUUCUCUUUAAUAUCCGACAGUGUGCCCUUACCACCGUCAUUAUCUCACAAACUUAUGCCCACGGCUGACAUAAAAGCGAAGAAGUUGUUGAUUGAAGCUGCAGAGAAAGGUCUCAUGGGCCCAUCCUAG